This is a messenger RNA of Prorocentrum cordatum, 321 nucleotides long. Lineage: Eukaryota; Dinophyceae; Prorocentrales; Prorocentraceae. The record is from the annotation of a GenBank genome assembly.
AUGCAAAGCCAUAUGCUGCGAAACUCUCUCUCCUGCAUUUCGUCGCUGGCGUACGUCGUCAGCAGAAUACUGAAGAAGAAAAGCAUGAAAGUGAGGAUGGCCCAAACGAUGGAGGAUUCUUUCAAUCCAUGGAGGAGCCCCUUCAAAAAUAUGUCCACUUCCCAGGAGGCUCUGCUCAGCCGGAGGACCCUCAGAAGCUUGAACAGCUUCAGCGUGCGGAGGACUGUCAAAUCGGUCUCGGCGAUCUUGCCCCAGGAAGGCAAGAUGAUAAGAUCUACAAGGGAACCCAGCACACACAGCGAAUCGACGAUAUUCCAUUGA